AUGUUGAAGCCACGGCUAUUCUCUACGCUACGAGGACUCCAGCAUGAGAAUCCACUGGGCCUCCCCCGCUCCGGCGCGCCUCCGCAGCUCCCGCGCAUGCAACGAGGCCUGCCGCAGAGGAGAAGCAUAAAAGACGUGAAGAAAGUGAUUGCCGUAUCAUCAGCCAAAGGCGGUGUAGGCAAAAUGAACCUCGCCCUCAGCUUCGCGCGAAGAGGCUACAAAGCCGGCGUCCUCGACACCGACAUCUUCGGUCCCUCGAUCCCCACUCUCCUGAACCUCUCCGGCGAACCAAGAUUAUCUGCCAAUAAUCAGCUCUUACCUCUCUCGAAUUAUGGCCUUAAAUCAAUGUCCAUGGGCUAUCUUAUACCCGAGUCAUCGCCGGUGGCGUGGCGCGGCAUGAUGGUUAUGAAAGCGUUACAACAGUUGCUGCAUGAAGUAGACUGGGGCGGCUUGGAUGUGCUGGUGCUGGACAUGCCACCUGGCACAGGCGAUGUGCAGCUCACCAUCACGCAGCAGCUGAUACUGGACGGCGCCAUAAUCGUAUCGACCCCACAAGACCUGUCGCUCAAAGACGCUGUGAAAGGCGUGGAGCUAUUCCGCAAGGUGGAUGUAAAUCUGCUAGGGCUGGUGUGCAACAUGGCAGGCUUCAGAUGCCCUGCUUGUGGCGAUCUACACGAGGUGUUCGGAAACAUGGACAAGAUUAGGAGCAUGUGUAGCAAGUACGACUUGAAAAUGCUUGGGGAGAUUCCGCUGCACGGCAGGAUAUCUGACGAUGCAGAUAAAGGGAAACCAACAGUAGUGGCUCAUCCAGAUGGCGAGCAUGCACGGAUAUUCGCAAAAGUAUCGGAGGAAGUCGAAGGUAUAAUAGGUUUGAAGAAAUGA
Molecule: messenger RNA, 882 nt
Organism: Parastagonospora nodorum SN15
Lineage: Eukaryota; Fungi; Ascomycota; Dothideomycetes; Pleosporales; Phaeosphaeriaceae
Exons: 4
Coding region: 1-882 (293 amino acids)
Biological process (GO): mitochondrial respiratory chain complex I assembly; iron-sulfur cluster assembly
Cellular component (GO): mitochondrion
Molecular function (GO): ATP binding; 4 iron, 4 sulfur cluster binding; ATP-dependent FeS chaperone activity
Source: RefSeq, a predicted model, not a curated record